GCAUUUCCGAGGGAGAUUCUCCUGGCGAUCCGGCUUCGGUCCCGGCCAGUAGCCGUUCAUACCGGACUUCACUUAGUCUGAGCCUUCGAGCUGCGGGACUACGUACCCGCACUCAUCACAAAGCGGCGCCCUCCCGUCCUCCGUCGUUUUCUUUCUAUCUUGAUUAUUUCUUGCCGCAAUGACUACAGAUCCAUCACCUUCGCCACCGCGGGUGCUACAAACUCAUGAUGAAAUCGUAUCUGCUUUCUCAUUAAUGCGUGACGAGCUAGAUGAACACAACGAUCGCCGUGAGCGACUUGUCAAGACUAGUCGGGACAUCACUAUCAUUGCCAAGCGUGUCAUCUUUCUCCUACACCGACUCGUAACAGAGGCCUCUCCGACCGACCCUAAUGCCUUCACUUCCGCAGCCGCACAGGGGCGUGACAAGCUCGUCGCUGCACAGAAGCUGUUCCGCAGUAUGCGUGAAGACCUCGAGGGUUCUCGCUUUUGGCACUACCAGCAGGCCAUAUCUCCUGGACUACAGGAAUAUAUCGAGGCCCUUGCAUUCGCCCACUAUGUAGAGACUGGGAGGCUCAUCGGCUAUCACGACGUGCAAAAUUCCUUAUGUUGCAAUGAUGAUGAGAAUAGGAAGGAAAACGUCAAGCUGUUCCCGCUGCCGAUGGAUGACUAUUUGCUUGGUGUGUCAGAUGUAACGGGUGAACUAAUGCGUUUUGCUAUCACGGCAAUCGGGAGGCGCGGUGGUCGCGGGACAGCACGCGCCGUCUCUGAUUUCGUGAGGAAUUGCAAAGCAGAUUUUGAGGGCUUUACGCCCUAUGUGCGGCAUCUAGGGAAGAAGCAGUCGGUCACGGCGCAGUCUUUGCAGAAAAUCGAAGACACAGCGUAUGCGAUUGCGGUCAGGACAUCAGAGUACGAUUUGCCAGAAGACAUGCUGGACGAUAUUGUUGAGCACUGCGUUUCUGAUGUGAGAAGGGGAGGUAGUUCCGGACGAGGACGACAACGAUUUGGCGGGGGCGAAUACGAAGAGGAGUCGGAAGAAGAUUACUGAAACGGGCGCGCUGGGGAGAGGAGGUUAGCUACAGUUCCCACCGAUAGGUUAUUGUGUGUUCUGCCCGUCGCUAACGGGCAGCAGAGAAGCAGAGCGAAAAGACAGUGUACAAUAAGAAAUACAAAGUGCUAUGAAG
Fomitiporia mediterranea MF3/22 is the source of this 1181-nucleotide messenger RNA. RefSeq names its product Translin. Gene Ontology annotation, molecular function: RNA binding; RNA endonuclease activity; sequence-specific DNA binding. The record is from RefSeq and is a predicted model, not a curated record. Lineage: Eukaryota; Fungi; Basidiomycota; Agaricomycetes; Hymenochaetales; Hymenochaetaceae. Gene Ontology annotation, cellular component: cytoplasm; nucleus. The coding region runs from base 179 to 1045 and encodes 288 amino acids. The transcript is spliced from 5 exons.